UUAAUCGAUAGUCGAAUAGGUCUUAUUCUCCAAUUGUUACUUAAUUAAUUAAUAAAUAACAAAAAUGCUGACCCGUGUGUUCCGCCUGGUCCACGACAGGCGCCUGAGUGUGCCUGUUCUGCGCUGCUUCCACCACGAGUUCUCCAAGCCGCCGCAACACCCCGGAACGAGCCAGGAAAGUGACGCUCGUUCCGGCAAGAAUUUGGUGGCCGGCGUGCAGGACAAGUACAAGAUAUUCCGGGACGAGGAGGCCACGGAGAUUUUCGACGUGGAGGAGGCGCGCCACCAGGAGCAGCAGCUUCCCGAAAAUGCGGAUCUGGAGGAGGAUCACUACUAUGGAUUGAACUUAAAGCGAGGCACUCGCGGGGUGUUUGAUGUGGAGGACUUGGUGGAGCUGCUGCGCAAGGAGAAUGUGGACGACAUAUUCGUCUGCUAUGUGCCGGAGAACCUUAAAUAUGUGGACCACCUCGUGGUCUGCAGUGGGCGCAGCUAUCGGCACAUGCUGACCACGGCGGAGUUUGUGCGUCGCAUGUUCAAGAUCAAGCGGAGUAAGGGAGACAUUCUGCCCCGCAUCGAGGGCGACAAGAGCCGGGAUUGGAUGGCCAUGGAUUUGGGCAACAUUGCCCUGCAUAUAUUUUCUCCGAGCGCUCGGGAGGAAUACGAUCUGGAGUCGCUGUGGGCCAUCGGCUCCGAGUUCGAUCGCGAGAGCCAAAAGCCGCACAAUCCCUAUGGCGACAUAUUCCUGGCCCAAACUCCUCUCACCGUUGCGGGUGAUUCCAAAUUAGAGACGUGAAAUUGUUCAGUUCCUCUAGUUUAAUAUACAUACAAUUGAUCACUACUCCACUGACAA
This is a messenger RNA of Drosophila biarmipes, 850 nucleotides long. RefSeq lists its product as uncharacterized. Gene Ontology annotation, cellular component: mitochondrion. Gene Ontology annotation, molecular function: ribosomal large subunit binding. The record is from RefSeq and is a predicted model, not a curated record. Lineage: Eukaryota; Metazoa; Arthropoda; Insecta; Diptera; Drosophilidae. The transcript is spliced from 3 exons. Gene Ontology annotation, biological process: negative regulation of translation; negative regulation of ribosome biogenesis. The coding region runs from base 65 to 793 and encodes 242 amino acids.